Manduca sexta (tobacco hornworm) is the source of this 5937-nucleotide messenger RNA. It is a transcript of the gene Nup205, whose product is annotated as nuclear pore complex protein Nup205. Bases 159 to 5834 code for a protein of 1891 amino acids. The transcript has 31 exons. The record is from RefSeq and is a predicted model, not a curated record. Gene Ontology annotation, cellular component: nuclear pore; nuclear pore inner ring. Lineage: Eukaryota; Metazoa; Arthropoda; Insecta; Lepidoptera; Sphingidae. Gene Ontology annotation, biological process: nuclear pore organization. Gene Ontology annotation, molecular function: structural constituent of nuclear pore.
AAUUUUUAUGUUCACGCGCGUCUGCCUAACUGUCAAAUCAAAAAGUAGAAUUCAAAACAGAAUUAUUUUAUUGAAUGUAUAGUAAUUUUGCAUUACAAUUUAUAGUGCGAAGACUAGAUAUAAAUAAAUCAUCUAUGUUGAGACAGUGAGCGAGCAUAAUGGAUAUCAAUGAAGGUACAACGACAGAUGACCUAUGGACUCCAUACAAGGAACUGGUGUCAGUGGUGGAGGGAUACCUUGCUCACGAGAGCGGGGAGGCUCCCUACUCUGUCCACACAUUUGAGUCCGUGCUGCGUAGACACAAACAUACAUUCCUUACUCUAUUGAAGAAUCCGGCAAAGAACACAGCGAGUCGAGAAGAAAUAAAAAGAGGCAUUACAGAAGGCAUCACAUUACCCAGUGUGGGCCGCACACUACUCUCCAAGGAGCUGGUGGAUGAAGCCAUCAUUAUAUCAGACAUGUACAAUGUGAGUGAGUACCUGGCUCUGGAACUGUUGCACACGGCGCAGCGGCAGUUGCCGCGGCACCCGGGCCUGCCGCGUGGGCUGGUCGCCGUGCUGCUCUACUACGACGGGCGGCGCGCGCUAGUGCAGGCGCUGAAAGAGCUCGCCAUGGCCAGGGACGGCGUGUGUUGGUCAAUAAACGCCCGUGAGGAGAUAAUAGCAUAUGUGUCGCGUUACGUGGAGCAGCUGAUCUCGGAUGGGCUGCUGGGCAACGUGCUGGAGGCGCUGGGCCGGUUCACGGUGGAGACCGAGCUGGAGCUGCUGCAGCGGAACCGCGCGCUGCCGCCGCACAAGCACCACGCGCGGCUGCUCGCAACCAUGGACAAUACUAGAAAGUUAAUGGCUGGAGUGAUUUUUGCUGCUUCAGCACAGAGAGGUCUCAGCAGAGAUAUGCUUCUAAGGCUGCUUGCAGAUCAAACCACGUCGGCCACACAAGGUCCCACCGGAGCGCUGGACGAAGUGUCGCUUGCGCUGCAGAUGGCGCUGCUCUACGCGUUAGAUUUAUCAGUAUUGCACAGGCGUGAAGAUGGUGAAGAAUUAGCUAAGAAACUGCCCCUUAUCCAAGAUCCGGAACUGAUAUCUGUGCUCGUGGACGAGCUCACUCCUCCAGGGAAUCCUCCAGAAGUUCCUGAGAAAGGGUCGGGGGUUCGUGCGUUGUGCCAGUUGUCACUCGGCCUGGCGCUGGCCGCGUUGAAGCGCGCGCCGCAAUCACUGGUGCGUGGGGCUUCGGCUGACCUGCUGGACCAAGACGAGAUGCUUGUGGAUGCUGCUAUAGAUGGACGGGUGUUUGAGUACCUUGAGGAGGCGAUCCUGUCCACAGAUUAUGUGGUGAAAGAAGAGUAUUACCAGCGACGCAUACAUUCGCUCAUUACUGACUUCAUCGUGCUGAUGCAUUCCAAGCUCAUGGAAAUGAGAGUCAAGGCUGACGAAGCAGCGCGCGCGGCGGCUGCGUACGCGCAGGAAGGUCUCGCGGGGUGGGGCGCGGGCUCGCGGCCGCGGCUGCACGCGCUGCUGGCAUGCGUGCGACGGUUGUACGCGCGCGACCCGCUGAAGUUGCGCUACGACUACUGGGCGGCGUGCGGCGGCAGUGGCGGUGGCGGCGGGAGCGGCAGGGCGGAGCCGCGCGCCGCCACGCUGUACAAGUUCGUGCGGCUGGCGGGCGGGCUGGCGUGCGCGGCGCUGCUGCCGGCGUACCUGCGGGCACUGGCGGCGCUGGCGGUGCCGCGCCACACGUGGGCGCUGCUCGCCAGGAGGGACGCGCUCUCCGCACACCACCUGCUCACCGCGCUGCACAGAUACUACCAUAAUCUACGAGCGGACCCUUCGCCGUUCGCGGACCACUUGCACUCGUCGUCUAUGGGAGCGUCGGCUAUCGUCACACCGGGAGCGCGGCCUGGGAAGCUUAUGGUCCGGCAGGAGGAGGUGGAGGCCAUGAUAGCGGCCCUGCAACUGAUCGCGGCCGUGGCCCGGGAGGACCAGGCCGCGUGCGUCAGCAUCUGCGAGAAUUUGCAGUGGGAUGCCAUUAACUGCAUGUUUGGUCUGAUGUGCUGCCACGUGCCGAUCCAGCUGAAGGCGUGGCUGUGCAGCGCGGCGGCGGCGCUGGGCGCGGGCGGCGGCGCGGCGCGCGCGUGGGCCGCGCUCGAGCACGCGCGCCUCGUCGCCGCGCCGCGCGCGCUCGCCGCCGACCUCAGGGAGGUGGAGUGUCGCAUGGAAGAGUACCCAGUGUCCCGCGCGCUGGUGUCCCUGCUAGAGGCACUCUCGGCCGCGGCGCCGUUGCCCCGGGCCCUCGGCGCCGGCACGCGUACCCCUGGGCUUGACCCCUACGUGGACUACGUCCUCAACCAGCUUGCGCUACCGGCACCACACAGAUCUUAUGCUAAGCCGCAUGAGAAGUGGGAGAUGCUGUCGCUAUGCUUCCGGCUGUUCGUCCGUUGGCUGGAGCAAUACGAGCCGUCCCCAUCAGACUUUCCCCCAACAGGUCGGGAGCCGGACGCAAAUCCGCCGCCCGGGUUCCGCUUGUUGGUGCAGCUGCACACCAAGUCCGAGCUGUUGCGGCUGCUGCUCACGUCGCUGGACGAGGCGCAUGAGUUGCUGGACGGGCAGCCCGGACAGAGCAGGGAGUUUGUGGAGCAGAGCCUCGUGAGCAUCCUGCAGCUGCUGGAGCGCGCGCUGUCACUGGAGCGCGCGCUCAACAGCGCCGCCGUGCAGGCCGGCCGCGGCGUGCUGCUCGUCGGACUCUCCAAGCUCAUACUCGAGCCGGAAGGUCCGGAGAACUGCUGCCGGCUGGUGACGUGCUGCCGCGUGGUGUCGCACGGGCCGCAGCUGGCGCGCGCCGCGGCCGGCGCCGUGUCGGUGCUGCGCCUGGCGCUGCACGCGCCCGCCGCCGCGCGCCACCUGCUCGCGCUGCUCACGCACAAGCACGCGCGCGCUGCAGAAGUCAGACACGGUUUCGUGGAAUGUCUGGAAGCAGAAGAGUACGGAGACGACGAGGAGACGGCGUCGCUGCGGCAGGCGAAGGAGGGCAUCGUGAUGUUGCUGCACGAGCUGCUCCCCACCGCGCCGCCCAACCUCGCGCACUUCCUGCUGGGGUACCAGCUCACCGACGAUGUAUCCCGCAGUGCCCUGAACGAGCCAGGUGCGGCGGGGUACCCGCGCACGUGCCUGCACUCCAUACUCGACCUGCUGGACCAACACAUAUCGGGACAGAAUGCUGCUAAUAGAGAAGCGACGGACCUGAUCGAGAGCUGUUACCGCCUGGUGUAUUGGCUGUGCGCGCGUCCCACCACAUCUGCGCCGAUGUUGCGCUUCUUGCGCUCCAGAGACUACUUCCUGUGUCGACAUGUCAAACACUUGGUCGACUUGAAGAGCGCGAGCGCGGUGACGAUCUCUGCGCGUUCGUGGGUCGUCCGCGCGUGCGCGAGCUCGUGCGGGGCGGCGGGCGCGGCGCGGCAGGUGGCGGCGCUCUCCGCUCUGCUGCACGCGCUCGCGCACGCGCCCGCCGCCGCGCACACGCACACCGCGCAGGAUUGGGAGUGGUGUCUCCUGCGUCGGCUUAUUGAAGAUCUCCCAAUGAGCGUGGAAGAGACACCUGAGCCGCGAUGGGAGUUGUUCCAACCGAAUCAACUGCGACAAGCCAUCGCUUCUUGUGACUUACCUACAGGUAUGGGAGGCAAACGCAUCAGCGUGUCUCGCGUGCUGGCGCUACUCACGCGAGAGUUAGCAGCUCUCAACGCCACCGCGCCGCAGAGGAACCUCGUCUCGCUGGAGAUACAGAAGGUGUUAGAUUACGUAACGGAAGUGAACCACCAGCGUAACCUCGCCGCGACUCUCACACACUACUACGACUCGUGGCGGCAGCUUACGGAGAUAUUGUUCUGCGUAGUGCCCCACGAUAUCCUGGACGUGGAAUCCAGGAAGACUCUCCUGCUCAACAUCCUGCAGGACCUUCUCAACAAAAUACAACCCAAUGAUGUCCUACCCCAAAUAGGAAACCUGGCUUCAGGCACUGUAUUACUCCUCCUGGUCAAUCUACGUCACUGCUACAUAUUACAGAAGAGGGAAUCGAAUUUAAAGACGAGCGACUUCGAAACGUCAUUUUUUGGUCCUUCGAACCAGAUUAUGCAAACAAAUUCAUUGACCCUAAAGUUUAUACUGAAGAAGAUUCUCAGCUGGAUCUUGGUUUCGGGGGGUUCGACGCAGAAAAUGCGCGUGAAUCUUUACGGAGCGCUAUUGAACUAUUUGAAUAUAGUUAAUUUGAAACAUAGCCCGGCGGAUCCGGAAGAGGACGUCAACAGCACUUAUGUCAGUCGACUUGACAGUUCGAAAGUUAAGUCGAGUAGGGAAGAGUCAUCGUUGAGGUCCAUGGCUAUUGACGUUAUCAGCGAUUUCGGGGAGAACCUGUGCACGAUAGUGUGCAGUGACUGCAUCGGUGCGGGACACGAUGUAUGCAGGAUGGUUGCCCUGUCCUGCCUGGAUAUGCUGAUUGAAAUCAACCCGAGGACUGAUUGGAUGAACACGCUCACGAAUCAAGGGUACUUGAGAAGUUUGAUUGACAGCUUGCUGCAGGAUGAUGAGGGACUGAAGGAGGCCCUGGAGCCCCAGCCGAAGUCCCUGCGCGUGCUGUACGUGUAUGAAUCCAAGAUGGCGCUGCUAAUCAAGUUGGCGGCGAGUCGCGCAGGCGCAGAGACGGUGCUGUCGCAGGGCGCGCUGGCGAGCCUCGCCAACCUCUCCGCGCUCGACUGCCAUCCCGACAUACACACUGGAUACAAUUCACAUAAAGACACCGAAUUCGUGCCCUCAGUCGCUAACAGAUUCCGUCAGAUCCUGGUGCCGGCGCUGUCGCUGUGCGACGCGCUCCUGACGACGCUCGGCGCGCAGAACCACAGCUGCGUCAUCCACGUCACCCACAUGCUGCUCAGCCAUGUCGAGUGCGUCGACAUGGUGCUCAGGGCGGCGCACCCCGAGAGUUCGCGCGAGGUGCUGCGCGAGGUGGAGGCGGUGACGUCGGUGGUGGGGCGCGCGGUGGGCGCGGCGAGUGCGGCGCGCGCCGGCGCGGGCGCGGAGCUCGAGGCGCUGGCGGGCGCGGCCGCGGCGCUGCGCCGGCUGCAGGGACUCAUGCUGGCGCUGCUGGCGCGGUGUGCGAGGGCCGAGCACGUCAAGCACGACGACGACGCCUCCGCACUGCUAUACUAUAAGAUAAUUUGCAACUUGCUGACGUACGCUCGAAACCUGAUAUCGACGUCGGCCGACCGGUCGGUGAUCUGUCCGUUGGCGAACAUGGAGGGCGGCGGCGUGCCGGAGGGGCUGCAGUGCGCGGUGCUGGUGCCGCUGCUGCGGUACCUCAUGGAGCGUACGCACCACCAUCGCAAAUUGCUGGCCACCACGCAGCACCAGUUGCAUGCAGUGCCUACUAUGACACUCGACGAGCUGCGUAAGAUGGUGAGCGGGCCGGGCACGCUGUCGCCGCUGGAGGUGCGGUCGCGCGCGUGGCGCGGCGCGUGGGAGCGGGCGCGCGCGCGGCGCCGCGAGCUGCGCUGCUGCGUGCACGCGCGCGACUCCGCGCUGCUGCUCGUGUGGGCGCGCACGCGACACGCGCUCAUGCUCAUGCCCCAACUCGACCAUAGCACCACAGUGCUAAGCCCCGAGGACGCGUGGCGCGGCGCGGGCGGUGAAGAAGCGUCGCAGUUGCGCAAGGAACUCAUCGCCGUGUUCAACGACCGGUUCACAGAACAGCUGCUGGACACCGCGGAGAACCAGCCGGCAACGCAGCGGAAUUUUCUCGAAGUGUUGGUGAAAGACAUCAAGGCUAUGAUACAGUUUUCACCGCUGUGAUGUUAAGAGUGAACAUGUACGAGCCGAGAACUGAAGUCUUUGUUAAACUAAAUGUAUUUUUGUAAUUAUGUUGCCACGAAAAUAAAAUUUGAUAAUUUUUGUC